GGAAGUGACGCGUCGGCAGUGCUGGCUGGGUUGUGGUUCCGCUGGUUGCUAGCAGCCGGCUUGUGCGGUACCCGCCGUUUCCCCGGCAGCCGUCUCCGUGCGGUGCCUGGGCCCGAGCGCGGCGGGGCGAUGAGCUACGAGCACCGCAGGGGAUGGGGCCGCGGCCGCGGCGGGAGCGGGGGUGGAGGUGGGGGCGGGAGCUCCCGGCCUUCCUCCUCCGAGGCGGGAUACGGAGGCCGAGGGGGCGGCGGCGGCGGCGGCCGGGGGCGACAUCCCGGGCACCUGAAGGGCCGCGAGAUCGGGCUGUGGUACGCGCGGAAGCACGGGCAGAGAAGCAAAGAGGCUGACAGGCAGCAGAGAGCUGUGGUGCAAAUGGAUGAACAUCGUGAAGAACAGAUCGUGCAGCUGCUGAAUACUGUCCAGACUAGAAAUGAAAAAGAACAGGAAGCCAUGUCCUGGUGGUCAGGCGAGGAAGAAGGACCUGAUCAAGUGGAGCAAGUAAAAGAGAAACCAACCUUGGAAAAGGUUCCUAUAAAACAUAGACCAAACUUGGAGAGAACAUUCCUAGAUCGGGAUGCAGAAUUUCUUUUUCAAAAAAAUGAGCCAGAUAUUGAUUUAGAUGAGCAAUUUAGAGAAGAAUUAAGAAAGAAGAAAUCUGAUUCAAGAUACAUUGAAAUGCAGAGGUUCCGAGAAAAAUUGCCUUCAUAUGGGAUGAGAAGGGAACUAGUAAACGUUAUAAAUAAUAAUCAGGUAACUGUGAUAAGUGGUGAGACUGGUUGUGGAAAGACCACACAAGUAACUCAGUUCAUUCUGGAUGACUAUAUUGAGAGAGGAAAAGGGUCUGCUUGCAGGAUUGUGUGCACACAACCAAGGAGGAUCAGUGCCAUCUCAGUUGCAGAGAGAGUUGCCACUGAAAGGGCGGAAGUAUGUGGUAAUGGGAAGAGUACAGGAUACCAAAUUCGCUUGCAGAGUCGGUUGCCAAGGAAACAAGGUUCCAUUUUGUACUGUACAACAGGAAUCAUCUUACAGUGGCUUCAAUCAGACAAGCAAUUGUCCAGUGUUAGUCAUGUUGUCCUUGAUGAAAUCCAUGAAAGGAAUCUUCAGUCAGAUGUCUUAAUGACUGUUAUUAAAGAUCUCCUAAAUGUUCGUUCAGACCUGAAAGUAAUACUGAUGAGUGCUACUUUGAAUGCAGAGAAAUUUUCAGAAUAUUUUGACAAUUGUCCCAUGCUUCAUAUACCUGGAUUCACUUUUCCUGUAGUGGAAUAUCUUUUGGAAGAUGUCAUUGAAAAAUUAAGGUAUAUGCCAGAAAACACAGAUCGCAGACCUCGCUGGAAAAAGGGCUUCAUGCAGGGGCACAUAAGCAGACCAGAAAAGGAAGAAAAAGAGGAAAUCUAUAGAGAACGUUGGCCAGAUUAUCUAAAGCAGCUUCAAGGAAGGUAUUCAACAAGUACUAUAGCUGCUUUGGAAUCGAUGGAUGAUGACAAGAUUGACCUUGACCUCAUAGCUGUACUCAUCCGAUACAUUGCCUUAGAAGAAGAGGAUGGUGCAAUAUUGGUGUUUCUCCCAGGCUGGGACAACAUUAGCACUUUACAUGAUCUCUUGAUGUCACAAGUCAUGUUUAAAUCGGAUAGAUUUGUUAUCAUACCUCUCCACUCUUUGAUGCCUACUGUUAAUCAGACGCAGGUUUUUAAAAAGACCCCUCCUGGAGUACGGAAAAUUGUAAUUGCAACCAACAUAGCAGAGACCAGCAUUACCAUAGAUGAUGUUGUGUUUGUUAUUGAUGGAGGAAAAAUAAAAGAAACUCAUUUUGACACGCAGAACAACAUUAGCACCCUGGCUGCUGAGUGGGUUAGUGAUGCUAAUGCCAAGCAAAGGAAAGGCCGAGCAGGAAGAGUCCAGCCUGGUCACUGUUUUCAUCUAUACAAUGGUCUACGUGCCAGUCUUCUAGAUGAUUAUCAGUUACCAGAAAUCCUGAGGACGCCUUUGGAAGAACUCUGUCUACAAAUCAAGAUUUUAAAGCUUGGGGGAAUUGCUCAUUUUCUAAGCAAAUUAAUGGAUCCACCAUCUCAUGAUGCUGUAAUGUUGUCCAUAAACCACCUAAUGGAACUGAAUGCUUUGGAUAGACAAGAGGAACUGACUCCACUAGGUGUCCAUUUGGCACGAUUGCCAGUUGAGCCGCAUAUUGGAAAAAUGAUUCUCUUUGGAGCUUUAUUCUGUUGCUUAGAUCCUGUGCUCACAAUUGCAGCCAGUCUCAGCUUCAAGGAUCCCUUUGUCAUUCCACUGGGCAAAGAGAAAGUAGCAGAUGCAAGGAGAAAGGAACUCUCAAAGAACACUAAAAGUGACCACCUAACCAUUGUGAAUGCUUUCACAGGCUGGGAAGAGGCUCGGCGGCGUGGCUUCCGAAAUGAAAAAGACUACUGCUGGGAGUAUUUUCUGUCUUCAAAUACACUCCAGAUGCUGCAUAAUAUGAAAGGGCAAUUUGCUGAACAUCUCCUAGCAGCUGGGUUUGUGAAUAGUAAAGACCCCAAAGAUCCAAAAUCUAAUACCAACUCAGAUAAUGAGAAGUUGCUCAAGGCAGUCAUCUGUGCUGGUUUAUAUCCAAAAGUUGCAAAGAUCCGGCCAAGCUUUAGCAAGAAGCGAAAAAUGGUUAAAGUUUGUACCAAGCCAGAUGGAACUGUUAACAUUCAUCCUAAAUCUGUUAAUGUGGAAGAAACUGAGUUCCAUUAUAACUGGCUCGUUUAUCAUCUGAAGAUGAGAACCAGCAGUAUUUACCUCUAUGAUUGUACAGAAGUCUCUCCAUACUGUCUCUUGUUCUUUGGAGGAGAUAUUUCCAUUCAGAAGGAUAACGAUCAGGAUACUAUUGCUGUGGAUGAAUGGAUUGUCUUUCAGUCUCCUGCAAGGAUAGCCCAACUAGUCAAGAAUUUAAGAAGUGAACUAGAUGACCUUCUCCAAGAGAAAAUUGAAAACCCGCACCCUGUGGACUGGAAUGACACUAAAUCCAGGGACACAGCAGUCCUGACAGCCAUUAUAGACUUAAUCACAACACAAGAGAAUGAAAGUGCCAGAAACUUUGCUCCUCGAUUUCAGAAUGAACGUUAUAGUUGACACUUUCUUUCUUGUUAGAAAGAGAUGACAUUUUGCCAGUUUUUCUUUUUAAUUUUAUAGCAUUUAUCUAGCUAGACUUGAGACUUUUUAGGGCAACGUAGUAAUUUCACCUUAUUAAAAAACAGUUAAUUUCAGUAGUUUGUAAUGUCUAUAUGUGCACGGUAUCCAGUGUUUAAUGUCUCUUUUUAAAUACAAGACAGUGUAUGCUGUAAGCAACUAUUGGUGUAUGUUUAUUUCUUGUCCGUACUUCUUUGGAACUAACUUUGAUGUAAAAGGUGAAUAAUGUUCAGAAUGCACUGCAAAAAGUACUGCUUUAUUAUAUAUAAACUGUCAAGUUCCUGCUGCCUGUGGAUUUUUGGGGAGGAAAUAGAUGCUAGUAGUCAGUGUUGUCAAAAACAGUAAAAAUGCUGCAUGGUUGCAACUGAAGCUUCCUUCAGUCAGUUAGAAACCAAACUUCUUGACAAAACGGUUAACAUUGUACAGCGUGAAGAUUCACUAUUUAAAACUUAAUCUGCUCUCCCUUCAUCCAAAUCAUUACAUCUCUUGUUUUUCUUUUAUGCCCAGUGAUCAGUUUGAGUAAAACUUCAGAAUAAGGGAAGUAUUUACUAUAGACUUUAAAAAAAUCAGGAUGAGUUUAAAACUUUGACGUUUUAAUUUUAUUCUGAUUUACUUAAAAAUGUAUGUACUUAAUGGUACUUUAAAGGGUUUUGUUUGUUUGGGGUUUUUUUGUUAAAGCUGCAGCUAUUUCUAGUGUUUCAUGUUUUGAAUACUUCCAAGUAUGUGCACAUAAGCUAUAAUAUGCUUGUUUUAUUUAUGAUUUAGAAUAUCAUCUGGUAUUAUAGUUAAGGAAUUCCUAGCUUUACCCUGAAAAAAUGUGAAUCAGUAACACAUCUUUUUCUAUUUAAAAUUUGUUUGACUACAAAUCCUACUGUUUCUCUGUCUCUUCCAGGUUAAGAUCAAGUGUAUGUUUUUCCUCUAUUUGAUAUAAGGAUUAGCACUCACUUUAAUCUAACACAUCUAGAUGGUAUUUUUUGGAAAGUUGCCAUUAGGCAAAAAAAUGUAUUGGAUAUUGCAACUUUCCCCCUUUAAUAUAGUUUGUUCAUCUGUCAGUGUCUUGAGAUGAUAAAUGGGGAAGUUGUAGACUUUGCAUCCACUGCUCUCAUUGGAAGAUAAACUGCAGUAGCUUAGUCUUAUUUUAUUCAGGUGUAAAUUGCUUCACUUUUUAAAUUAGUAUCUCUACCCUUGCAUAAAGAGAAUUUAUUAAACUCUCCCCCCUGAUAUCCAUUACAAAUAUACCGUUACCACAACACAAUGUUUUGACAAUAACAAGUACACAAUAAAAGCAACAAAUCUUUCAACACAAUAAUAAAUAAUUCAUUUGUAUUUACAAAUUUCUUAAAAACUUGACAGGCUGUAGGCCAAAGGAGAAUACUAAAUGUGGAGAAAGCUCUAUCACAAUCAAGCUUCAUAAUACCAGUGCCUCAUCUUAAGUAAUGCGAUUUAAAAUUGCAGAGAGCUGGGGGGGAGGGGAGGCAACAAAAAACAACAGCUCCGUGGAAAAUAAAUUACAAAUCCAUAUAUAAUCAAAUAUACUUGUUCUUAACUCUACAACUCAGUUCCUUGGAAAAAUUGCAAAUCAGCUCCUAAAAAGCAUGGAGUCCAUAAUGGCAGGAGUUCCUUUGUCUGGCUGUAAAUGGUCUAGUACUGGAGACCUGAUUUUUCUUCAAAGGUUUCCAUGUCCCUUUUAAAACUAAAGUAACUUUUUUCCAUGAUAAAUGAGAGAACCUAAUGGAUUUUACAAAAGACCCAAUGCCUCUGUCAUACAUGAGAGUGACAGCUCAGCAAAAGCUUUUAUUUGAUUUUUAACAAAGAUAGAAUUCUCAAAAUAUGACCAUAUGUCAGUAUUAUGAAAAAUAUGGAAUUGAAACGGUGCCAGACAUCCAACUCAGAAUUGCACAUAAAAAUUAAAUGAAAGUGAAGACUUUCAUCAAUUGUAUUUAUUAUAUAUAUAUAUUGGUAGCUUUUUAAAAGCAGUCUGAUCUACAUCUGGAUGCUUUCACUCACCCUUCAAUAGAGCUUUACUUCUUCCUGCAAAAUAAGAUUAAUCUGAUGACAUUAUUAUUUUAUUAAUAACAAUAACAACAAUAAUAAUCUGAAUCUAAAAUCGUGACUCGCUGGAAAUGAAACCUCACCUGCUGCUGGAUGCACUGUCACACUCUGUUAUGCUAAGCAGUCUUCACAUCUUUUUUUUUAACUAUUUCUUUCUUUAGGGAUAGCUGCUGUAGCUCCAGCAUUUUAUGUUUAAAGGGUGCUGUCAGGCAGCUGUAAAAUCAUGAAUAUGUGUGCAAAGUAUAUAUGACACUUGCAGUUAACUCUGUUAUUGCAAGGAGCUAUAUUACUAAUUUCAUGUAGAUGGAUACUCAUAUGAUCAUCAGAUAAAUAUACCAUUAAAAGGAACUACCUUGUUUGAAUAAAUGUAUGCACAGUGCUCCCGCAGUGA
Molecule: messenger RNA, 5605 nt
Organism: Alligator mississippiensis (American alligator)
Lineage: Eukaryota; Metazoa; Chordata; Crocodylia; Alligatoridae
Gene: DHX36
Product: DEAH-box helicase 36
Exons: 25
Coding region: 130-3105 (991 amino acids)
Cellular component (GO): cytoplasm; nucleus; intracellular anatomical structure
Molecular function (GO): DNA helicase activity; G-quadruplex RNA binding; ATP binding
Source: RefSeq, a predicted model, not a curated record